AUGAAAUCCUCACAACUAACACUUCCUAUUGUUCUAAUAUUAUCACUCGGAGGACUGUGUUUAAAUCGCGAAAGACCAGUAAACAUUACAAUUAUGACAUUUAAUACUUGGAUUUCGGGUGAUAAUGUCGAAAAUGGAAUGUUAAAAAUUGCGAAACACAUAAAAUUGAUCAAUCCGGAUAUUGUUGCAUUGCAAGAAGUUCAUGAUACAGAUCAUUUGAAUCAUUUGGUAAAAGAAAUGGGCAUAGGAUGGACAGCUGCUACAACGACAUAUUCAUAUCCUGACACUGCUAUUUUAACAAAACACAAACUAAUUAAUCAAUCACUACAUCAAAUCAGCCAUGGUAUGGGUGUUAAAGUAAGGAUUGAAAGUGCAAAUAGAACAAUUCACGUAUGGAAUCUUCAUUUAGACUAUCAAUCGUAUGGUCCAUAUGCAGCAUUUAAUAAAAUGGUCACUAAAAUAACACAAAUUAUGGCUGGUGAAAUGGCUGAUGGCAAAGGUCGUUUCCAGAAUAUGCGAGAAUUACUAGUCGAUGAUCAUUUCCAAGCUGCUGUUGGAAAUUCAUCCACUGAACCAUUGAUUGUUUGCGGUGAUUUUAAUUCACCAUCACAUCUCGAUUGGACUAAUGAGACAAGUUUUCUUCAUGGUAACUGGAAAUUCCAAUGGCCAACAACACAAAUAUUGGAAAAUGAAGCUGAAAUGAAAGAUUCUUAUCGAGAGCUGCAUCCACACGUUCUUGAAAAUCCAGUGGAAAAAAUGAGCAGUGGUGGUUGGAGCUGGACAAUACCGGAACCACAGGACCGAAUUGAUUAUAUCUUUUAUCGUAGUCCGCUACUCUCUCCUAUACAAUCGUAUACAUAUCAGGGUCAUGAAACUGUUUAUCCUAAACCAUUCCACUGGAAAAAUGACUAUCCGUCUGAUCAUUUUGCUGUUAUCACUACUUUCCAUUUGAUGUAA
Acanthocheilonema viteae is the source of this 957-nucleotide messenger RNA. Lineage: Eukaryota; Metazoa; Nematoda; Chromadorea; Rhabditida; Onchocercidae. The record is from the annotation of a GenBank genome assembly.